This is a messenger RNA of Metschnikowia bicuspidata var. bicuspidata NRRL YB-4993, 1068 nucleotides long. RefSeq lists its product as uncharacterized. The transcript is spliced from 2 exons. NCBI's taxonomy places the organism in Eukaryota, Fungi, Ascomycota, Pichiomycetes, Serinales, Metschnikowiaceae. The record is from RefSeq and is a predicted model, not a curated record. Bases 1 to 1068 code for a protein of 355 amino acids.
AUGUCAACUUUCCAACCCCACACCCCAAGCUCUAGUCCUAAACGUAAACUAAGGCCAGAAUCACCGCAUAGAGAUGGAACUUCAACAGUGGGCAAGCUCAACUUCCUACAAAGUGACAAUAUUGACGAGCAUUUCGAACACAUACAUGAUUCUCAUACAGAGAUAUUGAACUACUUACAGCUGCUUGAUGCUUAUACACAAAAAACGCAAAUGGAUCUCGAUCAGUUGUUCGACCGACUGAAGAAUAAUAACCAACACCUCAGCACGCUUUUGAGCAGCAUAGCCGAAUAUUCACGAGAAGUGACAGAAGAAGGAAGUGCAACAAAAACAGAUGUUAGUAGAAUAUUGAAUGUACUCAACGACUUACGAGAUUCGCCAAACCUGGAAGAACUAAUGAAACGUCUCAGUGCAAAACAAGAAGAAAUUUUGAAAGAGUGGAGAUCAUACACCGCCAAAUCAACCACUGAUUUAGGAAAGUCUGUUUCAAUAAACCAACACAACAUACUAAAUAAGUUGCAGUCAAUUGAGACACAAUUGGGUGGUAUAAAAAUCCAAAACACAUUUGGUGAAUUUCGAAGCCGUGUCGAGUCGUUAGCGCAGGAAAACUCAAAAGAAGUGAAUGCUAAACUUACAGAAGUCCUUCAAGCUCUUCAACUGCUCAAUUUGAAAGACAAAUCACAUAAUCCAGAAGUCUCACUGAACGACUUGAAGCAAGCUGAUCUCCAAAAAGAAUACAACGAUCUAUCAAGAAAUUAUUCAGACCUAGAAAAAUCAUACACAGAUCUUGAAUCGAGAUACUCAAAACUAGAAAGUCGCUAUGAUGCCAAAAUCCAACGUUUUCUAGAGCUUCAAUCGGAUUUCCUCAAGCUUGGGGAAGAGUCAAAGAACCUCAAAUCUUCAAUGGCAGACCUUGACGCAUCAAAGUACGAUAAAGUACAUGAACUACAUUCCAGGAGAGUGCGAGACCUACGCAAUGUGACACCUUUACAACGACACAAUCGAAUUGCUAGUAUGCCAUUACAGAAUCAUUUUUUAAAGGAGACCAACAAUUCCGACUUGGAAGAGUAA